Messenger RNA from Musa acuminata subsp. malaccensis (wild Malaysian banana), 2042 nucleotides. RefSeq names its product zinc finger protein CONSTANS-LIKE 3. Lineage: Eukaryota; Viridiplantae; Streptophyta; Magnoliopsida; Zingiberales; Musaceae. Gene Ontology annotation, cellular component: nucleus. Gene Ontology annotation, biological process: regulation of flower development. Gene Ontology annotation, molecular function: protein binding; DNA-binding transcription factor activity; zinc ion binding. The record is from RefSeq and is a predicted model, not a curated record.
GCGCGUCCCUUUCUCCCGCCCCACUAAGACCCGACGCCCUGUGACCUGUUCAACGACCAACUGUCGGAUCCGCUGCGAUCAUCUCGGAGUGUCGCGUGCGCGGAACCAGCAUUCCCGUGCAUCUACACGAUUGAUCCACGCGACCCCUGAAACGGAUGACCAACACGUCACACACACCGGGCGUACACUUUACCACCUAUCCUGUAAAGGAUCCCGUUGCAGCAGCGCGACGGCAACCAAAUCACCAGACCGAGUGUGAAACCCUUGUGGGACCAUCCGAGUCCCACUAACACGCAAAAGGGACGUGCCCAGAGAAACUUGAAGGAAAUAAAAAACGAUGAAUGUGACAAGCUCAAAAACAAAAAAGGAUAAAAAUCCCUCGCGACCAUCUUCUAACCGAGCUUUCCAGUGGUUUAACAAUCGGAUCACCCACUAAUGGAAAAUCACAUCCGAUCCUUUUCUUUUCUUUUUCUUUUUUCCCUUUGCGACUCACUAAAUAGAUUUUUAGUUUUUCCGUACAUAUUUAAUUACGGAACGUAUCUAAGCGAUGAAUAGAAACAUGAGGUUUCGCUCGACGAUCAAAGCAUGACCUACGCUAACACGUUCGCUAAUGCCAACCGUCCUGGCCAUCCGCGCGCCACCACGUGAUCCGUACGGGAGCAGCCGAACUCGGUGUUCUAACUUGUGGGCCCCCUGAUGGUGAGGGCCGACUGGCCAGGGCCCACCCGGCGACAAUCCAGUUUGGUUUAGCUAAAAUAUUUUCGGUUAUUUCGUGGCUCCUGAUCUGGACACGUGGCCCGCCUCGCCUCAACACCUACCCACUCUGAUUCCCACAAUAACUAAAAUGACGGGCUUAAUUUAAACCGAAACCAACAGGAGGAAGACGAGAGAGAGGGAGAUGGCGAGCGAGAAAGACGGGUAUUGGAUCGCAGUCGGGGCGCGGCGGUGCGACUCUUGCAAGUCCGCCCCGGCCCUGCUCUUCUGCCGUGCGGACGCUGACUACCUGUGCGGCGAGUGCGACGCGCGCUUGCACGGGGCGCGGCCGCGCCACGGGCGCGUGUGGGUGUGCGAGGUCUGCGAGCAGGCCCCCGCCAGUGUUACCUGCAAGGCCGACGCCGCCGCAAUCUGCGCCGCCUGCGACGCCGACAUCCACUCCGCCAACCCCCUCGCCCUCCGCCACGAACGCGCCCCCGUCGUCCCCUUCCUCGAGCCCCUCGCCUCCGCCGCCGCCUCCUGGCUCCUCCCCAAUCUUUGUGCUAAUGGCUUGAUGAAAAAGCCGGACGGCAAACAGGUGGACCACUUCUUCUCGGACGUAGAAACGUACCUGGAUCUGGAGCAUGCCACAUCGAUGGACGAGCGAUACCAGCAGGGAGACGGCGUCGUCCCGGUUCACGCCAAAGCUACCGUGGGGGACGGCGGUGCGCCGCCUCUCGGGCCGUUUCUCCCGCCCGAUGGCGUCUUCGAGCUCGACUUGGUCGGAUCCAAGCCCUCCUACAGCCCCUACACCGCCGACUCUCUCAGCCACACCGUCUCGUUCUCGGAGUUCGGGGUGGUGCCGGACGGGAACGGUGGCGGAGCCAAGUGGGCGACGGUGGACGUGGCUGGCGGAGGGGGAGGUAGGGCAGCGGAUCGGAAGGCGAGGGUGAUGCGAUACCGGGAGAAGAGGAAGAGCCGGCGGUUCGAGAAAACGAUCAGGUACGCGUCCCGGAAGGCGUACGCGGAGACGCGGCCGCGGAUCAAGGGGAGGUUCGUGAAGCGGUCGGAGAUCGAAGCGGUGGAGGUCGGCCGUAAGCACUCGUCAGCGAUGGGGGUGGCGUUCAUGGUGGAUCCCGGCUAUGGCGUGGUGCCCUCGUUUUGACGACUCUCUCUGGGCCUGUAUUAUGUAUUUGUCGAUGGUAUUAAGGGGGUGGGGGGUUAUGUUUAGCUCUUUUUUGCCCCCUUCUCCCCUGCAUUAGGUGUAUAUUAUUACCACUAAUAUGUCUCUAAAUGGGGUUCUGUUAUUUCAUCCACGAAGCGGAUGCGUGCGUGCUUUUGCUCCCCGA